Molecule: messenger RNA, 1572 nt
Organism: Fusarium vanettenii 77-13-4
Lineage: Eukaryota; Fungi; Ascomycota; Sordariomycetes; Hypocreales; Nectriaceae
Exons: 6
Coding region: 1-1572 (523 amino acids)
Source: RefSeq, a predicted model, not a curated record
AUGCGCGAUGACUCACUGGCCAAGAUCUCACCACCGCUGAAGCUCGGAGAUCUGCCGGAUCCGCUUCCAUCAAACGUCUGCGCAGUUCGACAUGUAGUACUUGAACCGGAGGAGAUUGAGAUUACAUCUCUUGACGCGGAAGAGAUCUUGGCAGCAAUCAGGUCCAAGAAAUACUCAUGCGUCACUGUCACCAAAGCGUUCCUCCGUGCCGCGGCACUGGCUCAAGUUCUGACGAAUUGCAUCACAGAGUUGCUUCCUGAAAUGGCUUUAGAGCGAGCAGCCCUUCUUGACGCUCUGCCAGAGCCACUUGGCCCGCUUCAUGGCUUGCCCAUCUCUGUCAAAGAACACCACGGCAUGUUUGGGCGAAUGAAAACGUGUGGGAUGGUUGCCUACAUUGAUGCACAGACUGUAAUAAGUGGUGUCAAUGAUGUUCUCUGGGCCAGUGGAGCUGUGUUCUACGCACGAACUACAAUGCCACAGACCGGUAUGCACCUAGAGACGUCCUCCAACAUCUACGGAACGACGCUCAAUCCCCGCAAUGUUUCGUUGACUCCGGGCGGUAGCUCGGGUGGCGAGGCCGCUCUUGUAGCGUUCCGAGGAAGCGUCUUGGGUGUUGGAGGAGAUAGUGGCGGAUCGAUUCGAGCUCCAGCUGGAUGCACAGGCAUAUAUGGGUUCAAGCCUUCCACGGGUCGGCUCAGUCGCCGUGGCGCAAGAGCUGUUCCUGGUGGCGACGGAAUUGUUGGAGCUCAUGGACCAAUGUGUACCUCUCGCUCUGCGUUGUCCCUGUUCAUGAGCACAUACUGCAAUGCCGAGCCGUGGCAGCAAGAUCCCUCACUCGUUCCGUUGCCCUGGAGGGAAGUCAAGCUUCCCAGAAAACUCAAAAUUGGAGUCAUGUGGAACGACGGAAUUGUCACGCCUCAUCCUCCCGUUCGUCGAGCUCUCGAAGAAGUGACCAGCGCCCUUCGUGCGCAUGGAGACCAAUUCGAAGUGGUUCAGUGGAUCCCUCUUAACCACUCAAGGGCCUACGAGAUCUGCAUGGGCUUGUACUUUGAAGACGGAGGGAAAGCCAUUAAAAGAGUCCUCGAAGAUGGCGGUGAAGAGCCUCGUCCUUUGACGCAGUGGAUCUUCGACAAUGAGCUUGUUAAAGACCGGACGAAGGAGGAAGUGUGGACAUUGAAAGCCGAGAGGAAUGAAUAUCGCCAGCAGUACAAUGAUCACUGGCUGGCAACUGCUGCCCCUGAUGGCCAUGCCGUCGACGCAAUCCUCAGUCCCGUGAGCCCAAGUGCCGCGCCCCCCCACGGCACGAGCACAUACUGGCUAUACACAAGCCAGUGGAAUCUGCUGGAAUACCCUGCUGUUUGUUUCCCCGUCACCACCGUCGAUCCUGCGAAGGAUGUCAAAGACUGCGGGUAUGUGCCGAAGAACCCUCGCGACAAGUACCAGCAUGACCACUACAACCCAAAGACCUACGUGGACGCUCCAAUUGGUCUUCAGAUAAUCACUCGAAAGUUUGAGGACGAAAAGUGUUUGGCAAUCUUGGAGGCGAUCGAGAAGGCAAUGGGGAGAGAGUAA